Anopheles nili is the source of this 2799-nucleotide messenger RNA. Its product is annotated as protein argonaute-3. Gene Ontology annotation, molecular function: protein binding; piRNA binding. Gene Ontology annotation, biological process: regulatory ncRNA-mediated gene silencing. The transcript has 3 exons. Lineage: Eukaryota; Metazoa; Arthropoda; Insecta; Diptera; Culicidae. The record is from RefSeq and is a predicted model, not a curated record. The coding region runs from base 1 to 2781 and encodes 926 amino acids. Gene Ontology annotation, cellular component: P granule.
AUGAGUCAGCGGAUGAAUUUUCUACGCUCGAUUAUCGAGUCGUCGUCAAAUGCUUCGGUGGAUGAAUCGAGCGAGCGCAGCCUAGGACCUGAAAACCGGGACAGUGGAUACCAAACCGGAGGUCCGUCUUCCAGCGGUGAAUCACUGCAAAAACCAGGACAUGGCCGCGGUCGCGCAAGGUUUACAGCAUUUCUCGCACAGCCAAAAUCAUCCGAUGAUGUGGUAUCGCUGGAAGGCUCGAUGCAGAGCAUAGUGAUUGGAGGUCGAGGUCGGUUCGUACAAAAGCUGCUAAGCAGUGUUUCGGACGCAAGCCGCAACCCAUCGCAAGCAGAACUUACCAGUGCUGAGCAGGACGAUCUGACGGAAGCGUCAGCUGAGGGUAAAGCUAGGGCUAAGGAUAAGGUUCAGGACCGAGAGAGCUCGAGUUGCGCAUCCUUGCCAAAGAAAAAAGAAUCGUAUGUGCCAAAGCAACAGCAGGAACCAUUGACACCUGUCGUUAAACAAGGAACAGCUGGCACGCCGGUACAGCUGAUGAGCAACUUCAUGGAACUAAAGUGUGAACCGGGUCGCGGGAUCUUCCUCUACACUGUUGACUUCAUCCCAAAUCUAGACUCGAAGCAGUUACGAAAACAGUGUGUCGAUAGCAAGUCGAAUGUGUUCGGCAAAGCGUACACAUUCGACGGGCGUAUUCUCUUACUUCCGAAGCCUCUGGGACAGGAAAUGUCUAUGAUCGUUACGAGGCACCCCUCGAUCGACGCGGAAAUUACUAUGCAGGUUGUGUUUCGGGCAAAGCAGAGCAUGAGCGAUAAUGUAACCUUUUACAAUAAGCUGUUCCGUCGGAUCAUGCAUAUGUUGCAGCUGAACGAAAUUGGUCGCAAGCAUUUCGAUUCAUCGCAGGCUCGAAUCGUACCGCAACACAAGCUGGAAAUUUGGCCAGGUUUCGUGACCGCGGUGAACGCGUUCGAAGGUGGGUUGAUGUUGAAUCUCGACGUCACGCACCGAGUGCUGAUGCAGACCACUGUGUACACGCACAUUAAGACGAUCGCGAUGCUGCAGAAAUCCCAGUUCAAGGAAGCUGUGAUUAAGUCGUUGCUUGGAGUGGUCGUACUCACGCGGUACAACAAAAAAACGUACCGCAUCGACGACAUCUGCUUCGACGCGAACCCGAUGUGCACGUUCCGGUACGGCGAUCGAGACGUGACGUAUGUCGAGUACUAUAAGCAGCACUACGACAUCGAUAUUCUAGAUCACCAGCAGCCGCUUCUGCUGAACCGGUCCGAGCGACGAGUGGCCGGCAAGGCCGAACCGCAGGAGAUGCUCAUUUGUUUGAUACCGGAAAUUUGUUAUCUCACCGGGCUGACGGACGAAAUGCGAAAAGAUUACAAGGUGAUGCGCGAUAUCGCAACCUACACACGGAUCUCUCCCAACCAGCGCCUUCUGGCAAUGGAAAAGUUCUGCGAGAACGUAAACAACAACGAAAAAACGCGAUCUCUGCUGGCCUCGUGGGGGCUGGAAUUGAAGACGAAAGCCAUAAUCAUGGACGGACGGCAGCUGCCACACGAGAACAUCAGAUCCGGUGGAGGCGUCGAGGGUAGCGCUGGACCAGGAGCAGACUUUAACCGUCAGGUGACCAACAACCCGAUGCUCGAAGUCGUCCACAUUCGCCAUUGGACGCUGGUGUAUACGCAGCGCGACGAGAAGUACGCCAUGUCGUUCACCGACUGCGUAAAACGCAGCAGUCGCAUGCUCGGGAUCGAUAUAGCGCAACCAACAAUCGAAAUCAUACCGCAGGAUUCGACCAAUCUGUACGUGCAGCUUCUCCGAACCCGCAUCCGGCCUGACACGCAGAUCGUGGUGAUCAUUUGUCCGACGAAUCGUGACGAUCGGUACGCGGCGAUCAAGCGCAUCUGUUGCACGGAGGUUCCCAUCCCGACACAAAUCAUCAACGCUCGCACGCUCUCGAACGAGAAGCGCAAUCGUUCGAUCGUGCUCAAGAUCCUUCUGCAGAUGAACUGUAAGCUGGGUGGGACGCUCUGGGGCGUCAAUAUACCGCUCAGCGGCACGAUGAUCUGCGGCAUUGACACCUACCACGAAGCCAAGCACCGUUCCGGCUCGGUGUCCGCGUUCGUAGGCUCGAUUGACGCCUCGUUCACGCGCUGGUACUCGCGUGCCACCGUACAAGAGCGCAAGGAAGAACUGAUGAAUGGGCUGUGUGUCUCGAUGGAGAAAACGCUGCAGGCGUACCGGCGGCGAAACUGUCAGUUGCCGGAGAAAAUUAUCAUUUUUCGGGACGGUGUAAGUGACUCGCAGAUGACCAUGUGCGAGCAGUACGAGAUACCGCAGCUGCUGGCCGCCUGCAAUUUGAUGGCUCCAGAUUAUGAGCCAAAGAUCACGUUUAUUGUGGUGCAGAAGCGUAUCAUCACGCGGAUGUUCAACAUGAGCCGAAACAGCAGUGAAGGAAGUGGCAACGCGCCGCCCGGCACCGUACUCGAUCACACCGUGACCCGCCGGUUCCAGUUCGAUUACUUUCUCGUCGCGCAAGCCGUUCAGAUGGGAACAGUCACGCCGACGCACUAUAUCGUGCUGCGGAAUGAUUCAAACUUCUCUCCGGAUAUCCUGCAACGUCUUAGUUACAAGAUGUGCUACAUGUACUACAACUGGCCGGGUAGUAUACGCGUGCCCGCGUGUUGUCAAUAUGCGCACAAACUGGCUUACUUGAUCGGGCAAUCCGUGAAACGGAUGCCAGCGGAAUCACUUAACGACAAACUGUUCUACCUAUAGACGAAAUUCGUGCCUUCC